Molecule: messenger RNA, 612 nt
Organism: Triticum turgidum subsp. durum (durum wheat)
Lineage: Eukaryota; Viridiplantae; Streptophyta; Magnoliopsida; Poales; Poaceae
Source: the annotation of a GenBank genome assembly
AUGGACUCCGGCGGCGGCGGCGACUCGUCCGGCGGCGGGGGCGCGGCUGCUGCGGCGGCCAAGUGGCGGACGGACGCGACGCGGGCCUUCCAGUACUACCUGGACCGGUCGACGCCGCACGCGACGGGCCGGUGGGUGGGCACGCUGGUGGUGGCCGCCGUCUACGCGCUCCGGGUCUUGUCCAUCCACGGCUUCUACAUCGUCAGCUACGGCCUCGGGAUCUACCUCCUCAACCUCCUCAUCGGCUUCCUCUCCCCCAUGGUCGACCCGGAGCUCGACCCCUCCGCCGCCGCACACGACGGGCCCGCCCUCCCCACCCGCGGAUCCGACGAGUUCAAGCCUUUCAUCAGGAGGCUACCAGAGUUCAAGUUCUGGUAUGCAAUCACAAAGGCUUUUGUUAUAGCUUUUGUCAUGACAUUCUUCUCCGUCUUCGACGUCCCUGUCUUCUGGCCUAUACUGCUCUGCUACUGGAUUGUACUCUUUGUGCUCACCAUGAAGCGCCAGAUUCUGCACAUGGUCAAGUACAAAUAUGUGCCCUUCAACAUCGGGAAGCAGUGUUUUUGUCGUCCACUGGUUGAUAUCAAUUCCUCUUGGUAUCAUGGGUGUGCAUAG